AUGAUUCGAACAAUAGCGAACUCGUGCAGAUCUUCUCAUUUCAGCUUUGAGCGACACAGUCAGAUUCUGCGCUCUUUACAAAUACAAAAUGUAUCAGGACGCACAAGGCAUGCUGCCCGUCACUUUUCAAAUUCGAACGAUGGAUCGUCUGGUACUAGGACGGUUUCGCACCGAGUAUCAGAUAUCUCGCCCGAAGGAUCAGUAGACUUGCCACUUGGCUCCAAAGCGUUCGUAGAUUGCGAUCGAGAAGCCAUUAUGGAUUUGUUUCACAAGUUUGCCGUCGAUUGCGAUGUUUCAGGAAAGUACAUGGACAAGGAACGACUUGGUGACUUAUUGAGAGCUAUUGGCGAAAAUCCAGACGAAGCGACACUUGACAGGCUCUUUACGGUCGCUGAUGAGAGUGGAGACGGAAUUAUUGAAUUGGAUGAAUUUUUGCGCAGCUCGGACAUUAUCUUGGGUGGCUCGCCAGCUUCGAUUAUUCUCAUCGUCGGAGGCCCCGGUAGCGGCAAAGGAAUGCUAUCAAAAAGACUAGAGGAAGAGUGCGGCGUGGUACACUUAAGCAGUGGAGAUCUGCUCCGGGACGAAGUUCGCAGAGGUACGGUUCUUGGAAACCAAGUCCGGGAGAUCAUGGAGAAAGGUGAGCUAGUUAGUAGUGCCGUCAUUGUCACAUUGGUUCGUCGGAUAAUGCGAAAUCAUCCUGGCAAGCGGGUCCUAUUGGAUGGGUUUCCGAGAAGCCAGCAAAACGCUGAAGACUUGAUCGAGCUUUGUGGAGUCCCAGAACUUGCUCUACAUCUCGUUUGUGAUGACACGUAUCUAAUAGAACGGAUCAUUAAACGUGGAAACGAAGAAAAGGGUACAAGAGAUGAUGAUAACAUUCACACCGCCUUGACUCGUUUGAGAACAUACCACAAGUACCAUCAUUCAACGAUGGAAUGGUUGCGAGAACAGCAUAUUCCAGUCGUGAACUUGGAUUGCUCAGGGUCACCCGAAAAUGUCUGGGAACAGCUCAGCGCAAUUGGGAGACUAAUGAGGCCCGUUGCAAGACACAAGUGA
Molecule: messenger RNA, 1053 nt
Organism: Cylindrotheca closterium
Lineage: Eukaryota; Bacillariophyta; Bacillariophyceae; Bacillariales; Bacillariaceae
Source: the annotation of a GenBank genome assembly